Messenger RNA from Cynara cardunculus var. scolymus (artichoke), 1155 nucleotides. RefSeq names its product probable prolyl 4-hydroxylase 12. Gene Ontology annotation, biological process: peptidyl-proline hydroxylation to 4-hydroxy-L-proline. Gene Ontology annotation, molecular function: procollagen-proline 4-dioxygenase activity; iron ion binding; L-ascorbic acid binding. Bases 103 to 1044 code for a protein of 313 amino acids. The record is from RefSeq and is a predicted model, not a curated record. NCBI's taxonomy places the organism in Eukaryota, Viridiplantae, Streptophyta, Magnoliopsida, Asterales, Asteraceae. The transcript has 7 exons. Gene Ontology annotation, cellular component: endoplasmic reticulum.
AAUUAAUGCUGACAUAAAUGCUACCCCAAAUCUUUCAUUCUUGACUUGAUCCCAGCAAAUUUCACUUCAUCCUUUGACUGCUUCUUAAUACAAACGUCUUUCAUGGCGACAGAUCUCUCACUUCUCCUUAUCUUGGUGUUUACGUGUUGUUUCUCGAACUCUUUUACAGAAAGCCGGAAGGAACUGCGAACCCAAGAGGCGAACCAAGAGAAUGUUAUACAAUUAGGCCGUUCACUUCCUCCUAACACAAUUGAUCCAUCACGAGUUACUGAACUCUCUUGGCAACCAAGGGUAUUCUUGUACAAAGGCUUCCUAUCUGAUGAAGAGUGUGACCACCUCAUAUCUUUGGGAAAUGAUAACCAAGAGAAACCGAGUGGCAACAAUUCAACCAAGGCUGUAGAACGGACUACAAAUUUUGAUCUCUCUUUAGCAAUUGGAGAUGAAAUAACUGCGAGGAUUGAGGAAAGGAUUUCGGCUUGGACUUUUCUUCCCAAAGGAAAUGGCAUGCCGUUUCAAGUUCUUCAUUAUGGUCCCGAAAAGAUUAAAGAGAACCACAACUAUUUAGGCAACACAUUCAUGCGGCUAAAUGGCGAAAGCGUAAUUGCAACAAUUGUGAUGUAUCUUUCAAAUGUCACCCAAGGUGGUCAAAUCCUUUUUCCGGGAGCAGAGUCGAGAAGCUUAGGAUUGAAGAGGAAAAUAUGGUCUGAUUGUAGAAAGAGCAGCGAGACAACGAAACCUAUCAAAGGCAAUGCAAUUUUGUUCUUUAAUCUCCAUCCGAAUGCUAGUUUAGACCCAAGUAGUUUACACGCCAGGUGUGCAAUAGUCGAGGGCGAUAUGUGGUGGGCCACAAAGAUUUUUGUGGUGAAAUCUGUUGCCGGAGCAAAUUCCGUAUCAGAAACCAGUGGCGAUGACGGUCUAUGCACGGACGAGGAUGACAACUGCCCACGAUGGGCUGCCGUUGGGGAGUGCGAUCGAAAUCCAAUAUUCAUGGUAGGUUCUGCUGAUUAUUAUGGAACAUGUAGGAAGAGUUGUAAUGUAUGCUGAUUUUAAGCUGUGAAACCAAUUUUUUUGCUUUAAUUUAAGACCAUGCAUUCAUGUCGGGUUUGCAAACUGGGGGUCUUUUCGGAAUACAACUUUUGGGGAGAAAGUUAGAUC